Didymodactylos carnosus is the source of this 343-nucleotide messenger RNA. NCBI's taxonomy places the organism in Eukaryota, Metazoa, Rotifera, Eurotatoria, Philodinida, Philodinidae. The record is from the annotation of a GenBank genome assembly.
UUACUAUUGUAUUGUUAAUGUACUGACGAAGAAUACGAAACCGGUCUACAUUAAUAAAUCAUAUACUAUUUUCAUUUCGUAUUGGUUGACACUACACAUUUGAUCUUUGGUUGAUAAGACAAACUAGUUGUAUAAAAAAUAUACCUUCUAGUUUGGUCAAUAUCCUCUUUCAGAUUGUUUAUUUUGGGAGCGUGUACACAUAGAUGGCGUAGUCGAACAUGAUGACAUGCCAAAAGGGGUUCUUGAUUUAUUGCAAGAUGAUGAAGAUGAAGUUGCUACCGAUACAGCUGAUGAUAAUGACUUGCAAGAUCCGAAAUUAGCUUCAAAAGCUGAUAAUAAAUGA